This is a messenger RNA of Leopardus geoffroyi (Geoffroy's cat), 1212 nucleotides long. It is a transcript of the gene SATL1, whose product is annotated as spermidine/spermine N1-acetyl transferase like 1. The record is from RefSeq and is a predicted model, not a curated record. Gene Ontology annotation, molecular function: N-acetyltransferase activity. NCBI's taxonomy places the organism in Eukaryota, Metazoa, Chordata, Mammalia, Carnivora, Felidae. Gene Ontology annotation, cellular component: cytosol.
CAGCCAGUCCUCAGUCAACUAGGCAUGAACCAAUCAGGCACGAACCAAUCAAGCUUACCAGACAUGAAUCAACCAGGCAUGAGCCAGUCAGGAAUGAGCUUAUUUGGUAUAUACCAACUGGACAUAAGCCAACGGAACACAAGUUUACUUGACAUGAACCAACUGAGCAUGAAACAACCAGGUAUGAGCCAACCAGGGGUGAGGCAAGGAGGCACAUGCCACCUAGGCCUGAGAAAACCAGGCCCAAGCCAGUCAGGCACAAGUCAAUCAGGUAUGAGGCAAACAGAUCUGAGCCAAUUCAGCAUAAGUCAACCAGGCCCAAGCCAACCAGGCAUGAAGCUACCAUGCUCAAGCCAAUUCAGCACAAGUCAACUAAGCCUGAGGCAAUCAGGCCCAAGUCAAACAGGCAUGAGGCAACCAGGCCUGAGCCAAUUCAGAAUGAAUCAACCAGGAAUGAGGCAACCAGGCUGGAGUCAAUCAGGUACAAGUCAAGCAGGAACAAGCAAAGCAGGCAUGAACAAACCAGGCCCAAGCCAACCAGGCAUAAGCCAACCAGGAAGGAGCCAAUCAGGCAUGAGGCAACCAAGAAUGAAUUCUUUCCGAGUAAGACCUGCAGAGGCUCAUGAUUGCCCAGAAAUCCUGCACCUAAUUAAAGAAUUGGCUUCCUGUGAGAACAUGCUGGAUGCAGUGAAGUUAACAGUAACGAAUUUACUCGGGGAUGGCUUUGGGAACAAUCCCCUUUUCUAUUGCCUGAUUGCAGAAGUACACAACCAACAAAAACCAUCAGGCAAAAUGACUAUUGGAUUUGCCAUGUACUACUUUAUGUAUGACCCCUGGAUUGGCAAGUUACUUUACCUAGAGGACUUUUAUGUCAUACAAGCUUACCGAGGUCUAGGUAUUGGAGAAAUGCUGAAAAGGUUAAGUCAGAUAGCCAUCAGAAGCCAAUGUAACUGCAUGCACUUUCUUGUUGUCAUUUGGAACCAGGCUUCUAUUGACUACUACACUCAUCGAGGGGCUUUAGAUCUUUCCUCUGAGGAGGGGUGGCAUCUGUUCAGGUUUAACAGACAAGAACUCAUGGAUAUUGCAAAAGAAGAGUGAAAGAUGACUCAUUUCAACUAGUCCCAACAUGUGCUCCAACAGUUGAAUGUCACCUGAGUCCAACAGCAGUUUGACUUUGAGUGUUGUACAAUACAGCAAGUGAUCAAACUCUGG